Messenger RNA from Dioszegia hungarica, 2745 nucleotides. RefSeq lists its product as uncharacterized. The coding region runs from base 1 to 2745 and encodes 914 amino acids. The record is from RefSeq and is a predicted model, not a curated record. NCBI's taxonomy places the organism in Eukaryota, Fungi, Basidiomycota, Tremellomycetes, Tremellales, Bulleribasidiaceae. The transcript has 2 exons.
AUGGUCGCCGCUCUCAAGCGUCGAUAUGCGUCCGGCUCCUCUUCAUCCGAGUCCGCUUGCGCAUGGGCGGCUCCCCGGCCCAGAUGCCCACUCCCCAACCGUCGGGUACGCAAGGUGGCGCGUACGGCUACCUCCCACCUCGUAGCCGUCAUUGCUCCCGGUCUGCAGCAACAUCGGGGCAAAGACGCCUCCUUCUCCAGCGGGAGCGACACCGAGGUCUCGUCCUCCGACACUGAGCUCGGCACGGCUCUCUCCGAGGUCGAGUCGGCCAUCCCCGAGUCCAAGAGCUCGGAGAAGGACGCGAGUGAUGCCGAGAUGCUACUCAGCAGCCCGGAGCGAGAGUCGGACGAGGUGGACGAGAACCUCGGCGACGCUCGCAUGUCUAGCAGCCCUAGUCCCCCGCAGGUCGGGCGAUACUGGGCUGAGGAGAAGAUGCUGUGGAGCCCACCACGCCGUCUUUGGGGCGAUGAGAAGGGGAAGGGGAAGCAGGUGGAAGAGGUUCAGGAUAUGGGUGAUGUCAAGCGAAGGCGGAUCUCGGACGAGGAGGAGGAUGCAGAGGCGGAUGACGAGAUGGAGGAGACGGAGAGCGUCAUUGCCACGCCGAAGCAAAAGCAGAAGAUGACCAAGAACCGAAAGGGACCUGGUCUUUCGGAAAAGCACUCGACUAGGAAGGUAGCGCCCACCCCCUCCAUUCAGCGCAUCACCGACGGUUUCAACGGUCUCACACCUUACUCUCGCGAGAUGCAAAUAUCGCCCGACCACCCGUCCUUUACGCUACAAGCCUACCCCACCAGCACCAGCCUCUUUGACGACGACGAGGACGAGCACGCGGCGGUCUUUGACUCCCUCAUUCCCUCCUCCCCCAGUCCUGGUCCAUCCAAGAAGCGCAUCUUGACGCGACCCAGCACUGUUCGUCAACUCCGCGAUCAUUCUCGCCGCAUCCCAGGCGGAAAGAAGAAGUCACACCGGAUCGCUCCCGUCGUUUCGGCGGAAUCGGCGGAAAAGCAACAGCGCAGAGAUCGUCAGAAGCCGUACGCGCCGGAUCCGUUCCUGGCGGAUAGCAUGUCAAUCCUGCGGUCUUUCGAGCACUUCAACCUCCCCAUUCCCUCGGAGGAGGUGGAAGCCACCGAGCAGUCGUCAAAUUGGGCUUACGGUCCCUUGUCGUCGCCUAUCCGGCUGGUGUCUGAGCCACCUCGCUCUCCUAUUCGAUCCCGGAUAUCGGUUGAGAUCCUCCCUGGCCAGCGCACACGGCCGAAUAAAAACCUGCAGCGCCGAUCACCCACGUCGCUCGUCCCCUCUCGGCACCACAAGGGGCGUCUUCACCGCUCGCGCCCAGCCCCCCAAUCCCGCCGGCCCCUCCCUCUCUGCGGCCCGAAUGCCCUGGUUGGACAGCACGUCAUCACCUAUUUCCACCUGCUCAAGGAUGCACGGACCAAGCGGCGGCACGCUGUCUCCCGCCAGAACGCCCUAGUGAACUUCACUGCGCUGGCAGCUAUGCGUGCGCGGUGCUUCGAGCACUUUGAGAGGGUCGAUGCAUGGAAGAAUCUCUUGGCGGACAUUGGGCAGGGAUGCUGGUGGUGGCCAGCUCCGGCCCAGAGGGAUGUGGCUCAGGUGGUAGAGGAGGUCCAGGUGGACUGCCUUGUCGGAGGUGUCGCCGUGGAGAGCGAGGGGGACGCCGCGGUCGUUGACGCUCUCGUCACCUCGGUCGCACCACCUUCGCCCGUCCGAGAAGCCGUCACAGCCGCUGCGCCCAGUCGUCGUCGCCAGCGCUCGGAUUCUCCCGUCGAGCAAGCUCCGGCUGUCCGCUCUCGCCAACGGGCUCGUCUUGCCACGCCGGAGGAGCGCGAGCGGGCACGACGUGCAGAAGCUGCACAGCUACGCGUCUCGGUCACCACCUCCACCAUCGCCGCCGGAUCGGUGAUCCCUACCUCUUCGGCUGCCAAUCGGGACGAGGAUGCCGUCAGCGCCGAGGUGGACGCCCACCGCGAUCGUACCGCCAGCCGGACCAGCGCCAGGCGUGUACAAGAGGCAGCAUGGGCUCUAUCUUCCGACCGCGCUGCGGCACAGCGACGGCGCCUCGGUCGGACCACCGCACCCCUCGAUGCCGCGCCCAUCGCUGCGGUCCGCCACGUCUCGGAGCUAAAUCCGGCGUGGCUUCAAGCAUCCCGACCCUCUGCGCCCGUUGAGGUCGAAAUCAAUGUCGCGGAGCCAGAGGAGGACGAGGCGACAGACACCGAGUCGGAGUCCGGCUCCACCGUGUCCGACCCCCCAGCAUACGACUCUGCUACCUACCCCCGCCACAUCCCCUGCCCUCCGCACGUCCGGCCCCGGCUGCCUCCCACACCUGUCCACCGGCUUCCUAGCUACGCUACCAACCGGUACUCACGUCGCUCGCCUAGCCCCCCUCCUCCGUACAAUGCCGAGACGGAUCGUCAGACCCUCAUCCUGCCCAUGUUUAUCGGAGAGGACGAUGAUGACGAGGAUGAGAAUGCUGUGGCGGGUGUAGCUGUCUCGGCAGCGAGCGAACAGCGGGUUGUCGGCGCUUUCCCCAGUUCCAUCGGGGACGGCUGGGGUCAGGAUGAGGGACGGAGGAACCGCUUUGACGCCGCAUUGGAGAUGGAAGAGGGAGCGGAUGCGGACUUGAUUGAUGAGUUGACGGGCGGGUUCGAAGGGGAGAGGGAGAGGGAGGGCUCGGUCGUGGGUGCUAUUGGCGGUUUCUUUAGAGGUUUCUUUGGGCGGCGAUAA